Pygocentrus nattereri (red-bellied piranha) is the source of this 720-nucleotide messenger RNA. RefSeq lists its product as uncharacterized. The transcript has 6 exons. The record is from RefSeq and is a predicted model, not a curated record. Lineage: Eukaryota; Metazoa; Chordata; Actinopteri; Characiformes; Serrasalmidae. The coding region runs from base 1 to 720 and encodes 239 amino acids.
AUGAAGAUCCUCCUCAUCUUCACCCUCUACCUGAUCUCAGACAGAAGAUCUAAAGUUCUCAGCGUGAGAAUCAGUGAUGUGAGAGAAGAUGAUGGCGGAGUUUAUUUCUGUGGAGCUGGGAUUGGAACUACAUCAGUCAUUUACAGCUCCUUCUUUACAGAGAUUCAGCUCCAGGUUUAUGGUCCAACUACGACUAUGAAACCAUCAACAGCCUCAACAACAACAUCUCCCAGAAGAACAUCAACGACAGCGUCUUACAGGAGCCCAACAAGAGCACCACCAACAACAGCAUCUAACAGGAGCACAUCAACAGGAAAAUCAGCAGUCACUGAUGAAGAACAUUUCAGUUCCUCUGUGAUCAUCAUCACUGUGUGUGUCUGUGUGGCUCUGCUGCUGAUUGGAGGAUCAGCACUGAUCUAUAAACUGAGAUGCAAGAAAACAGACUCUGGAUUUUUCAGCAGACAAUCAAGAACUAAUGAAAAAGCUGAUGAUGAUUAUGAAACUGAUCCACCUGAAAAUCGAAACAUUGUGAUGAGUCCAGUCUACCAGAGUCUAAACCCCAACACCAACCAAUCAGAUUCAGCCUACCAGAGUCUAAACCCCAACACCAACCAAUCAAAUUCAGCCAUUCAGAGACUGGAUCCUAGAACCAGAGAACCUGAUUCAAAUGACCACAGUCUAAAGCCCAGCUCCACUGAGAUUAGGUCUAUCAGUGCCUAG